AUGCCGUUCUUCUCAAAGGUUUUCAAGAGCAAGGACGAUACAGUCAAGAAGCCAGCCCCUGUCACCAAUGGUGCUGCCUCAGCCAAAAAGCAGUGGUCGGAUGCAUGGCUGCGCACCAGGGUCGAUCCUGAACAGGUGGCCGAAUUGCUACAUUAUUGUACACAGGAAAUAAAAUCAAGAGGUCUCGACGUUCCUUUCCUUCUACUUCCCUUCCGGCCUUCUUCGGACCCUUCCGCUGCGAGAACAUUCGUGCGCAAUUAUUUCAUCCCUCCCCAUGAUCGGGAUCAGCUCAGCGGAGAUGCGCUGGCUACUGAACUUCGCAUGGCGACCGUCAUGGUCAUCAUCAGUGUCAUGAAGUGGUGCUGGGCUCGAUUGCCCGGUGGUGUAGUUACAUGGGAGACGUACGAGAUGUUCAAGGUUGGCGAGAAAGACUCCCGCCUCGCUCGAGAUGCUUUCACAACCUUCAUUCCCAUAUCCGUGGAUUCAAAUUCCCGCGUCCAAAUAAUCCGAGACUUCUUUGACCUACUGGCUGCAGUUGCGGCUCAUGGCAAAAGCAACGGCUUGGGUGCCUACAAACUGUCAAGAUUUGCCGGAUGGUGGGCUUUCAACCACAUUGACACCGGAAAGGGAUUUGAUGCUGGUUACAAGUCGUGGGAGGCCGCCGCAAAUGCUACAACCCACCUUUUCUUUGCGUAUCUUCGAUCCCUCUCACCCGAAGGCAAUACAAGCGGUGUGCUCAGCCUCCCGCGCUCCCUACAACAGCUGCUAGAUUCGACGGAAUACCCUCCCGGACAGGGUUUCAUCACCAAUGAGACCACAAAGUUGGUUAUGAUUGUCGACAUUGUUUCUCCUACACCUUACGCGCUUCUGCGACGCGCAAAGAACUUCGAAUAUCGCGAUUCAGACCACGCUCUCCAGGAGUUCUCUAGCUUCGAAGAUCCCAUCAGAGCAUUGACCGAUGAGUGUCGUCGUGUGCUUAAUGCCAUCUCUUCCACCAAUCAGUCUAAUGUUUCUAAUGCAAAAACGUCGACAAGUCUUGCAGAUCCAUCCUGGUCGCGUUUCGAAGAUAUUGGGUUUGGCAGCACCCUCGACGAGAUCGACGAGUCGGACAACUUUCUGUCUGCUAAGCCCGUAUCUAACCACCUCGCUGGCACCCAUAGCGCUGUCGAUUUAGCUCGUCCAACCACUCCAAGCUGGGCUGAUUUCCUGUCUUCUGGAUUUGCCGAGGAUGGAAAGCAGACUGGUGCUCCGAUUCUCUUGCCUCCGGACAAAAUUCUUCCUCCGCUCAACGUGGCUGCUCGCGGUCAAAGCUCACAAUCACACCGGAGAAACCUCGAGCCUGUCAAUCUGGAUCCUGGCGAGUUGGCGAGUAUCAACACCAUGGGUAUAGACGAUGCGUUCUGGUGGGUCUGGAUCAGUAGUUUGGCCGGUGAGGAACCCCAAUCUCGCAAGGCUGUCUUCGGAAGAUGCGCCCUGAUCGAGACUAUCUUCAGCGACGGCAAAUGGAUGGUAAUGGAGGAGCAAGUCAAAGGCGCCGCGCCUGAGCCGGCUCAGGGUGCUUACAUUGCCGAGAAGAAAAGAUCUUUCUUCGGCUUCACUACCAAGAAUGGCCGUCUGACCCGUCGGAGGUCUGGUGUCAAGAAGAGUCCUCUAGCGCAGGACGUCAACGGCUUCGAAUCCAGCCGCACCGCCAUUGCCCCUGAUCAGCAGGCUCGUAUCCAGCAGGCUGCGAAAGAGCUGAGCCAAAAGAAAGAAGCCGAAGAAACCGCCGCCAGACGGCGCCAACAGCCGGCAGCAAAUGUUCCUGCCUCGAAUCGAAACAGCGUCUUCACGCUUGGUCCGAAUAAGGAGGAGUUCUCGCCAGCCCUAGCAUGGGCUAAGAAGUACGAUAAGGAGGCGAUCCGUGCACAGUACCUAGGCGAUAGAUUGGCCGGCAAGGGCUCUCGAGAGCUACUCACUCUACCAGAAUCAGGUCUCGGUAUGACUCGCUCGACUUCGACACUCUCUCAUCACGAGGCCAAGGAGUUACCACCAGCACCUAAAGAGCCACAGCCGGUUGAGUCAGAGUGGCCUUCGCCCAGUCCAGCACCCAUUCCGUCGCCCCGUCCGGCACUCAUCUCUUCCCAGACGCAUGAGCCACCCAAGAUCAUCGAGCCCGAGCCUGCACCAACCCCACCUGUACCCACUGUCCCUGUUCAGCAGGAUAUUCCAGAGGAGGCUGCUAAGGCUCCGUUGCCAAACACCACGUUCGACCAGAUCGUCCCACAGACUACAGAAAAACCACAGCAAAGCGAAGUAGAUGCUAAGCGUCCACCCGUCUCGCCUAACAAGCUACGCAAGUCGCUUGAGGGUCACCGUAUCUCUCCAGACGAAAAGAAACCUCGAAAGGUCGGGCCGCCUCCGACGCAAAAGACAAGUGGUAUCAGGAGACUCUUUGGAACUAAGAGAGCCAAACCCAAGGAACCUGAGACGAAGAAAGAGCAAAACGAUGUGGAUCCCGCUAUCCUUGCAGCUCGUCGUGCACUCGAAGGCAAGCCGAGCUUGGCACCUAACGGGUCCACCGACUCGCCGCCACUCAGCCCCGGGCACUUCCAGAGAAUGAAGCAAGUGAAUGCUAGCAAGAUUUCCGAUGUCCCAGAAGAAGAGUCCCAACCAGCCACUCCUCCGGCCCAACGCGGGAGAACGCCUGAGCCUGAGCCGGAGCUUGCAGGGUCUGCACAACCUGCAGAACUGUAUGGUGGGCCACCCCGUACAAGACGCGAUGAAGAGUACGACCAACUGUCUCGUGUCGACACGAACGAGCGCGAGGAUGCUGACAAGGAGUUCUCCACGUUCGACCAAGGGCCUCUGGAUCAACCAGCUUUCGUACCUCAGGCGUCGACGGCUGGCGAGGAACUUGGUCGCGAGGAGCCCAAAAUUCGGACCAAUCACCAAUCCACUUACUCGGCGAUGACCGUGCCUAUUGAAGAGUCGGAUGAAGAUGAGCCGACAACUAUGAAUGCGUCGGAUCGAUGGGCUCAGAUCCGCAAGAAUGCUGCCGAGCGUGCUCGUGCAUCAGAGGAGCACACAACACGCUCUAGAACGGAGACGAGAACUGAUGAUGGCGAGACGAGUGGUGAAGAGACUAUCGAGUCUCGUGUGGCCAGGAUCAAGGCUCGGGUGGCCGAGUUGACGGGCAACAUGGAAGCGACACGACGCUAA
Cyphellophora europaea CBS 101466 is the source of this 3201-nucleotide messenger RNA. RefSeq lists its product as uncharacterized. The transcript is spliced from 5 exons. Bases 1 to 3201 code for a protein of 1066 amino acids. The record is from RefSeq and is a predicted model, not a curated record. Lineage: Eukaryota; Fungi; Ascomycota; Eurotiomycetes; Chaetothyriales; Cyphellophoraceae.